Messenger RNA from Macrosiphum euphorbiae (potato aphid), 219 nucleotides. Lineage: Eukaryota; Metazoa; Arthropoda; Insecta; Hemiptera; Aphididae. The record is from the annotation of a GenBank genome assembly.
AUGGCACCUCCCAGAAGUAAAGGAUGGAUAUGCUUCACUAAGGUCGAUAGUACAUUGGCUAAAUGUAAAUUGGGUUCAGUGGAAGUAAAGUAUUGUGGAAAUACGUCGAAUUUAAUGAAACACCUUCUGAAACAUCCAAAUGUCCCAAAGUCAACUCAAGCGCUUACCAAAUUUCUGAAAAAUGAUAGCAAUACUCAAACUAGUUUGAUUAGGUUAUAA